Molecule: messenger RNA, 2022 nt
Organism: Carcharodon carcharias (great white shark)
Lineage: Eukaryota; Metazoa; Chordata; Chondrichthyes; Lamniformes; Lamnidae
Gene: fblim1
Product: filamin binding LIM protein 1
Exons: 9
Coding region: 213-1355 (380 amino acids)
Biological process (GO): cell-cell adhesion
Cellular component (GO): stress fiber; focal adhesion
Molecular function (GO): filamin binding
Source: RefSeq, a predicted model, not a curated record
GUGAAGCAGAGGUAGGCGGUCAGACUUCCCUGAGUAAGGGAGUGAGAUGAUCAGAAGCAUACAGGCUCACUGCAGUUUAAUCUCCAGGCUCUGAAGGAGGUGUGCUAGUGGAACAAGACUUGCAAGGCUGUACCCUCAGACAGCAAAACUCCUCCUUGGUUCUGUUGAAGGGUCAUGAGGACUCGAAACGUCAACUUUGUUCUUCUCCGCCGAUGCUGCCAGACCUGCUGAGUUUUUCCAGAUAUUAUACACAAAGGAUGUCUCAGGUAAAAAAGAUCUCUUCAGUUUACAUUCAACUUGCUACUCCUGGAAGGGUCACUGCUCCAAAGACAUACAACUCUGUUGAAGCAUCAAGAGCAGACAAUCGUGUACAUCAAAAACCAGCACUCAAUUCUGCAAGCUAUCCAAACCGAUAUGGAAACAAGGGGGUGAAAGGAAUGGUACGGACUACUCCAUCAGUCUUUAGUUCUGUUGAUGGAGAUUUUCCCCCACCACCUCCACCUGCAGCAGAGAACACAAGAGAUGUUUUUUACUCCAAUGAGAUACCACUUCCUCCGCCUCCACCUCUGCAAACCCGUGAGGGACCAGUCCCAUCCUUAAUUGAUUCCAACCAAAGUAGGCCACAAAAAUCAAAUGUUGGAGCAGGUCCAAAACAGCAGGAAUUCUCUGCAUUCUCUGAAUCUGACAGACAUCCAUCUGUGGGAUUCAAACAGGAAGAUUCCAUGACUCAAAAGGCGAAUGACAAGCUGAAUGGAUUACCAAAUUUGGGGCCAGAUAUCUGUGCAUUUUGCAACCAGCUGGUUCCUCCAACUAUACCUGCUGUUGUAGCCAUGAAGAAAAUAUUCCACGAGGAUUGCUUGAAGUGUAGAAAAUGUCAUUGCAGACUGGUGGGAAAAACUUAUUACAAUCUAGAUGACAACCCUCACUGUGACUCUUGUUACCAGGACACCCUGGAGAGAUGCGGGAAGUGCAGAAAACUAAUAACGGAUCAGAUUAUAAGAGCCAUAGACAAAGCUUUCCAUCCUGAGUGUUUCACAUGUGUUGUCUGUAACCGGUUCAUUGGAAGUGAGCGUUUUGGAGUGAACCAGGACAAUGAGGUUCACUGUUUUGAAGACUUCCAGAGGCAAUAUGCCCCACAAUGUUGUGUCUGUAAAAUGCCAAUUAUAUCAGAAACUGCAAAGGAGGAGUGCUUCAACAUUGAACUGUUCGGGCUCCACUUUCAUGUCAACUGCUACAGAUGUGAGAAAUGUGGAAUUCUUUUAUCUCCUGACCCAACCGAGGAAGGGUGCUUCCCCCUGAACAAGCACAUCCUUUGCAAGACUUGCCAUAUGCUGAGUAUCAGCUCCACUACCUGAAGAUUCUAGAUCUGAGCAGAGCUGAAAUUAUUUCAGUUUGUGAAUUGCUGUGUAAUUUCUCAAUAUUGUCACAAAUUUAUUACCAUUUCCAAUGGACUACAUCCAACCCCUGGAUUAUUCUUCACAAGGUUACAGUGUAUUGUAGAAGCUUGUCCUAUACAAACCUGAAGGUUACAGGUUUGAUUCCUACUAAACAAUGAUCUCAUCUGAAUCACCAGUAUGGCCUGUAUAAUUGUGCUCAGUGCCCCUACACUAAGGAAAAUAUUAAAAUUAACCAGUGUUUCCACUCCUGAACUUUACUUCGUGAUUUCUACUGGAAGUGCACAUACUUUGACACCAGCUGAGACCAUUAGUGGAUCUGGUUGCAAUGUCCUGCAUCGACUAGCUUACUUCUACUCACCGCCUUGUCUUAUAUAUGAAGAGUGGUCACUUGGCAAGGUAUUGAAUGGAACUGGUGCCUGUGCGACUGUAUCACAGCAACAUGUGAAGUGUUCUUAAUAAGUUAACUGCCAAAAUACCACUAGCAAAAGGACUCAAUUCAGAAUAAAGCCUAGUGUCUAUUAUGCUCCUUCUACAGCUGUUAUCUUCAUUCUUUUAUUGGAAAAAUGUCUGUUCUAAAAUUCCUUUAAAAAAAUAAAAUUCUUCCAUAGCAAGAGAAACAAGAGAA